AUGAUAGGUAUAAUAGUUAUGAUGAUAUAUAAAAAUUUACCUGAUUCAUUUAUUGAAACUAGUUUUUGUCAUAAUGUAAUACAUAUAUGGCUAACACCGUCUAAUGGACUUUUUUUAAAUAGAAUGGUAUUCGAAAGUUAUAAUAAUAUUCGUGAUAUACCGGAAAAAAUCUGUUUUGAUGAGAAUGAAGAAAAGAAGAUUUUAGAAUUCAGAGAAAAACUACUAGAUGGGAUUUUGACAGAAAAAUAGUUUGAUCAAGUGUAUUAAGAAUGGAUUUAAGAUGUGAGUAAUGAUAAAUAUUCAAUAGAAGAUGAUUGUGGGUCUAUACAUGGAGAUUAUUGA
Molecule: messenger RNA, 342 nt
Organism: Ichthyophthirius multifiliis
Lineage: Eukaryota; Ciliophora; Oligohymenophorea; Hymenostomatida
Product: tRNA pseudouridine synthase family protein, putative
Exons: 1
Molecular function (GO): RNA binding; pseudouridine synthase activity
Source: RefSeq, a predicted model, not a curated record